AUGAUCCUUCGCGACGGGGUCAGACGAUUCUGGACCCGCACGCGAAUAGCUGGCGCCUCCCUGGUACUGGCCGGGGGGAUUCUCAUCGGGGUGGGCGGUGCCUACUACGGUUACGCUAGCAGCGCUCGCUCCGACUUGGACAAGUACAACGUGUCCGCGGCUGAACUCGUGCCGGUUCUGGUUAACCGGCAGCCCGCGCCUGCGCCCAUAUUGUCCAUUCCCUCCAUUAUUCCGGAAUUAUCUUUAUAUUCCGGUUAUUCCGGGUUUGACCCGUCGGCAGUUGAAAACGUCCUGCCCGAUGGAUUUGUCCUUAUCGACUUCACCGAUGAGAAUGCUCUGUCCCCGGUAGCUGCGGCUACCAGCAUCAGCAUCCCCGACUUGGAGAUUCAGGCCUCUGUGAUGGAGCUGUCCAUUCAGGACCUGGGCGACCGCCGGGCUUACGAGACUCCCGACUCCGCGGUGGGACACAUCCCUGAAACCCUUGAUGCCGGCGAAAAUGGCGACGGCUGGUAUUUCGGUCACAUGGAGAGUCCGCUGAUGGGAGAGGGUUCGGUGUUUCGCAACCUCCACCUUAUACCCGAAUUGCUGACCAAUGGUGAGGAAGUACAGAUCUUUACAGACAACGGAACGGAGCAAUUCCUGUACCAAGUUACCGCUACGCGGGUUGUGCACGAGGACGACAUUACUCUCGAUGGAGACGGAAGUCCCAGCAUUCACCUGGUAUCCUGUUUCCCACGCCUGGUCUACGACCACAGACUCAUCGUGGACGCUACGCUGAUCGCGAGGAAGACAAGCAGCUAG
This is a messenger RNA of Geodia barretti, 801 nucleotides long. The record is from the annotation of a GenBank genome assembly. NCBI's taxonomy places the organism in Eukaryota, Metazoa, Porifera, Demospongiae, Tetractinellida, Geodiidae.